AGCAAUAUUAAUAUAAAAAUUAGAAGAAAAAAAAAACUAAAAAUUAACAAAAUGAGCUGAGUUCGAGCUAGCUCGAUGAAUCCACUUGAGCUUGAGCCCAGAAAAUGAAAGCUCGAUGAGCUCUAGAUCGCAAAACUGGACACGAGCUUGAGCUUGAGCCUGAAAAUUCUGGCGAGCUCGGCUCAUUCGGACCCCUAAACACGUACGAGGCAAUCAGUUUAUAAGUAGACUUGUAUUAAUAUAUUGUUUGGGGAUUAGGUUACGGAGCUAUUAACUGAAAACGUAAACGUCUACGGGAGGAACGGGAGAAACUCGACAGCCCUCGAUACAGUGACGGAACUUCCAACUGAAAUGAACACAAGAGCUUUACAAAUCUUACACCGUGGCCCAAGAGGGUCAGCCUAUGCUGAUUUAGUUAUUACAUCAGAUCAUAGGUCGCGGGGUAUAAUAUCGAAAUUCAACCGAUAUCUAGAGUCGGGUUUGUCACAUGAGAUGCGAAGCAACCUCCUAGUGGUGGCAGUUCUGAUCGUCACCGCCACUUACCAAGCUGCGAUAAACCCGCCUGGCGUCCCCACCAACAACCAUGCCCCCAUCAGCGACAGAUCCGAAUACUUUGGAUUCAUAACAUCUAAUUCUAUUGCAUUUGCACUAUCGCUCGGAAUGAUCAUGUUGAUGCUCCCCGUACGCCCGUACAACAUUCUUCUCCACGUGUCUCUGUACUUCUUGAUGUGCAGUUACUUGUCGGGGAUGCACAUUACAUGGCCGCACUCCGCACGCAUCUUAUCGAUUGCUAUUUUUCUUUUCAUGGUGGUUUCAAUUACGAAGUGGAUAUUUGUGUUGAAUGAACUAUUUGGUUGCUUCACUAAAUAAGAAUAAUUAGUAUUAGUGAGACGGACACACGGCAUGGUAGAUCCGACGCAAAUAUAUAUUGUUACUAAUUCUCAUAUUACGUCACGCGUAGUUAUUGUCAGUAGUUGAGCUUAAUCGAUUCACAUCUUUGAAUAAUAUUUACAAAUUGAAAGGACUUUCG
Molecule: messenger RNA, 1030 nt
Organism: Erythranthe guttata (spotted monkey flower)
Lineage: Eukaryota; Viridiplantae; Streptophyta; Magnoliopsida; Lamiales; Phrymaceae
Source: RefSeq, a predicted model, not a curated record